AUGCCGACCAUUACCAUCAUCCCCGCCUCUUGCAAGACCUCCCUCGCCACCAUUCGGGCUCUGCUCUCUCUUUCUGAUCCCUCAGUCAAGAUACACGGCAUAUACCGCGACUUAUCCAAGGUCCCGGAAGAUUUACUGUCCCACUCCCAAUUUACAGCCCUCCAAGGCGACAUUGACGACCCUUCCCUCGAACUUCCUCCCAGCGACCUGCUUUUCCACACAACCCCUAACACGUAUACCGACGCCGAUGUCUUUGAGCACGCCAAACGACAAACCGAGAACUUGAAAACCGCCAUCCUCAAGUCCUCGACCAUCAAGAAGAUCGUCCUGAUGAGCACAAUGGGGGCCCAGUACUCCUCUGGAACCGGUGAAUUAAAAGCAAAUCACGCCGCUGAAACCACCAUCUCCACCCUGCCCGCCUCCAUCCAAAAGGUCUUUGUCCGCUGCUGCUGGUUCAUGGAAAACUGGGCCUCCGAACUCCCCAAUCUCCUCUCGGACAAGCCCUUCUUCUACUCUACCAUCUCCCCGGCCGAUUUUCCCUUCCCGCACAUUGCCGUGAGGGAUAUUGGCAAGACGUGCGCUCAAGAGCUGUUGUCUACUGCCCCCCCCAAGAGCAAUCCUUACAUCUUUGAGCUUCAGGGCCAGAGCUACAGCUCGAAUGAUGUGAAGAAGAUCUUUGAGGAGUUGCUGGGGAAAGAGGUGGAUAUGAGAGUCAUUCCUCAGGAGGGGCUGUUGGAUUAUUACCGGCAGAUGUUUUCUGAGCAUGUUGCGAGGGAGUAUACGGAGAUGAACCAGAGCUUCUUGGAGGGGGGGAUCCUGUUUUUGAAUCCGGAGCCGACGCCGGGUGGAGAGAUUCGGAGGGGGGAGACGGAGUUGAGGGAGGUGUUGGCGGGAUUGCUGAAGGGACGGGUUUGA
Messenger RNA from Podospora anserina S mat+, 915 nucleotides. RefSeq lists its product as uncharacterized. The coding region runs from base 1 to 915 and encodes 304 amino acids. The record is from RefSeq and is a predicted model, not a curated record. Lineage: Eukaryota; Fungi; Ascomycota; Sordariomycetes; Sordariales; Podosporaceae. The transcript is spliced from 2 exons.